ACUGCUGUGGUGAGAGCAAGCUGCUAGCCAAUUGGUAGACAUUGAUCUACGCUGAUUGGUAGAAAUUAAUCUAGGCUGAUUCAAGGACCAAUCACAGCUGACCUUGACAUGGACAAAUAUGAUUCGCAGACAAGUGGCUCGCAUUUCCGAGAAACAUAGAAAACGAGAAAGCAGAAGACUGCGUUUGUGUGCAAACAACCAAUCAGAAGACCGCCUUCUUUCUGCGGGCAGAAGUCUAUUAAUGUAUGUAAAAUGCAUAUAAAUACAUGUUGGUUAUCGUAAUAAAACUGAUCUGUUGCCAGCCUUGUCUUCUGUUGUUACAUUUGGUGUCGCUGCCUCCGGAAAAAUGAAGAUCCCGUGGCCAGCUGCGUUUGAGGAGGGAGACAUACGGAGCUUCCUACGUGAUUUCGAAGCCAUAGCUGAGCUGGUGGGUGUCAAGGAGCAGGCGGCGAAGGCAGUUGUUCUGGGGACGCUGUUGAGAGGCCGAGCGAAGGCGGCAUAUGACAGCGUAGACCGGUCAAACGGCACAGUGUCUUGGAAGAAAUUGGUUGAAAAUUUGGUGUCGGAGUUCGACAGCGCAACAGACAGGCAGCUAGCGAUGCAGCAGUUCCGAUCAACGAGGCUGGGACCUGAUGGAGACCCGUUAGUAUUGGCGGUGAAAUUGACGAAUUUACUUCGACGGGCGCUUCCCACGUUGGAUAAAGAAUCAGAAGAGCAGUUACUAUCUUCCCAAUUCAUCGAGAGUGUACCAGACCACAUUUCUCAGCAGUUAAAACUGGUGAACGCAACGCAACCGAUGGAUAUUAGUG
This is a messenger RNA of Trichobilharzia szidati, 809 nucleotides long. The record is from the annotation of a GenBank genome assembly. NCBI's taxonomy places the organism in Eukaryota, Metazoa, Platyhelminthes, Trematoda, Strigeidida, Schistosomatidae.